This is a messenger RNA of Pistacia vera, 1316 nucleotides long. RefSeq lists its product as uncharacterized. The transcript has a single exon. NCBI's taxonomy places the organism in Eukaryota, Viridiplantae, Streptophyta, Magnoliopsida, Sapindales, Anacardiaceae. The coding region runs from base 458 to 1198 and encodes 246 amino acids. The record is from RefSeq and is a predicted model, not a curated record.
CUUCAUUCCGUUUUAGUAUUCCUAUUUAUUUGAUCUUCACACUGCAGCUUCAAAUCUCAUAUAAACCCACCUUUCCUUUUUUGUUAUUUGUUUUUCGUGCAUGAUAUCUGAGUAGGAAAAGGUUAUUUGAGAUUAAUUUCAUGCUCUUCAAGAUUCUGUAGUUGUCCUUAAGUCUCCUCGAUUGCAUUCGCUAGCUCCAUUUUUAAAUUUACUGGACCAGUUUUAUGUGUAGCUAUUAUGAUCAUCACCACAGUAUCUUACUUAAUUAGUUCUCAAUGGAGCUAGCUAGAAAAAUUACAGUGCUUUUCUGUUUCUUGAUUGUGUAAAUAUUUUUCAUCAUCUCUUUCUAUCGCCAGUAGAUCUUAGUUGCAGAUCCGUGAGUCCAAUAAAAAGAAAAAGAAAUAACCUUUUUGUAAAUUAAUAACAGUUUAAAGUAAGAGGUACCUUUUCUUAGUCCAUGAAGGACUUGGAAAACAGAACUGAUCAAGAUCAUCAAAUGGCUUCUCCUUUCUGUUUCUUUAAAAAGCCAUUAAUAUCAUGGGUUGUUGUUCUUGUUCUUUCUCCAGUUUUUGCUGGUUUUUUCAGCUUUGGGUUCUUAUCAUCAGUACUUCUCACAGCUAUAGUAUUGAUUAUAUCCACCGUUUUCUUCACAUUCACAAAGCAAAAACCAGCUUCAGUAGUAAACAACUCAGUCACUGAAGAGGCUAUUCCUGAGUCAACUGAUGAUCUCCAGGACGAUGUAUCAAUGAAGCAGCCUGAAAAUGAAACUGUGACACCGCACAAGGAAGAAGAACAAGAAGGAGAAUCGAUAGGGCAUCAGAUUCAUCAUGACUACUCAAACAGAUCGUCACCUGAUUUGCUAUCAGAAAGCGAAAGCUUUAAUCAGUUGUCAACUAGUGAAGAUUCUGAAGUGGACUGGCCAUUCAGAGAUAUUGUGUACCAGAGUCCAGAUUGCUCUGAUGGAUCUAUUUCUGAUGAAGAAAGUCUCAUUGAAAUUGCUCUUCCGAGUGGGCACUAUGUUGGGCAUAAGGAAGAAGUUGUGCCCAAGUUUAGUAGUUUGCAGCAGUCCAUUCUGAAGCAACAUAGUUUAAUGGAACUCUUGGCAGAGAUUAAUGACAUGAAUGAAGAAGACAACUUGAUUGAGAUUGACAUAUCCAUGGGCUCCAUCAAGUGUUCAAGGUUUGAGAUUGAAGCAUGAGUUUUAAUUAUUGAUCUUUUAAUAGAGUUACAGCUUGAUCAUCAGUAAUUUUAAAAGUUUUUGAUCCUUGAUCAGGGAUUUGUUGUUACAGAUUAGGGGAAAGUUUCAAACAUUUUAU